Messenger RNA from Gadus macrocephalus (Pacific cod), 2155 nucleotides. RefSeq names its product electrogenic sodium bicarbonate cotransporter 4-like. The record is from RefSeq and is a predicted model, not a curated record. Gene Ontology annotation, biological process: monoatomic anion transport; regulation of intracellular pH; bicarbonate transport. The coding region runs from base 410 to 2155 and encodes 581 amino acids. Gene Ontology annotation, molecular function: sodium:bicarbonate symporter activity; solute:inorganic anion antiporter activity; monoatomic anion transmembrane transporter activity. Gene Ontology annotation, cellular component: plasma membrane. The transcript is spliced from 13 exons. Lineage: Eukaryota; Metazoa; Chordata; Actinopteri; Gadiformes; Gadidae.
GCUACACCAAGAGCACUCUCUGCACAAGGAGAGGCAUAGCAGAACAUUCAUUACAUUUUUUUGUCUAUAAUUGUGUCUUAUAGACACACUUUCACGCUUGUAACUCUCUCCCUGUUUUCAUUCAAUCUCAUUUCCUCAAGGGUUCCACCGCUUCCCUCUGUCCAUUUCUGUUGGUCUCCCUCAAUGUCCCUCUACCAAUCCCUCUCUUCACCCACGCCCACGCCCACACACAUCGUUCUCCAGUGCCUGUGCGUUGGAGAUGAUCGUUGAUGUGUGAGCCCGGAGCAGAGUCUGUAGAACAGUACUUUUACUUCUACCGUCAUUCAGAUCUGCUAUCCCUUUGAUUUGCUUGACAUAAAGUUGUGUGAACGUACAUUCAUCUCUUCUCGCCUUCACCUUGCAAGUCAGGAUGGACCACCAGGACUGGCAGAGAGGAAGGAGUAGGACCCACCAUCACUAUGACGACGUGGAUGACCCUCCGCCGCUGUACAUCGGCGUUCCGGCCACGCAUCGGAGGAAACGUCGGCGGCAUCACUCGAGCGCCAACGAGCCCGACGGCAGCGAGCGGCAUCACGCGCACCACGACCGCCACGCGCACCACGACUACUCCCAGCGCGACUCCUACUACGACCGGGACGACCGGGACGACCGGGACGACCGCUACGACGAGGCGGAGGACCCCGCCGAGCCCCACGGACACUCUGACCUCACCGUCUCCCCGGCGGCAGAGCGGCUGCGGCAGCUCCUGGCAGAAGAGGACAGCAUCCCAACCCCCACCCUGUUCACCGAGAUGGACACCCUGCAGCAGGACGGGGACGAGCUGGAGUGGAAGGAGUCGGCAAGGUGGGUGAAGUUUGAGGAGAAGGUGGAGGAGGGAGGGGAGCGCUGGAGCAAGCCCCACGUCUCCACCCUGACCCUCCACAGCCUGUUUGAGCUGCGGACCUGCCUGCAGACCGGCAGCAUUCUGCUGGACCUGGAGGGCUUCUCCCUGCCCCAGAUAGUGGAUGAGAUCGUGGAUCGGCAGAUAGCAGAUGGUCUGAUUGGUCCAGAGGUGAAGGACAAGAUCAGCUUUGUGUUACUACGGAAACACAGACACCAGACCAAGAAGGCAAUGCACCGCUCGCUGGCAGACAUCGGGAAGCCCUCCAACCCUACUCCUAACCGUAGUCCUCAAGCUAACCUGAGUCGUAGCACUAGCACCGCCUCCGGUAUUCAGCGCUCCACUGAGGACCUGCGGAGUCGCCAGGCCAGCAGCCUCGGCCGUCUGCAUCCGGCCCAGAGCAGGAGCAUGAAUGAUAUUUCAGAUACACCGAGCACCGACCAGCUGAAGAACAAGUUCAUGAAGAAGAUCCCGCGAGACGCCGAGGCGUCCAACGUCCUGAUCGGCGAGGUCGACUUCCUGGAGAAACCGUUUGUCGCCUUCGUGCGAUUGGCUCAGGCCACCACCCUCGGUGGCCUCACCGAGGUCCCCGUUCCGACCAGGUUUCUGUUCAUCCUGCUGGGCCCUCGUGGCAAAACCAAAGCCUACAACGAGAUCGGCCGGGCCAUCGCCACGCUCAUGGUGGACGAUUUGUUCAGCGACGUGGCCUACAAGGCCAGGGACCGUGACGACCUGAUAGCGGGCGUGGAUGAGUUCCUGGACGAGGUCAUUGUCCUCCCUCCAGGGGAGUGGGACCCCAAGAUACGCAUAGAGCCGCCCAAGAAGGUCCCCUCCGCUGAGAUGAGCUUGAUGGACAUGGGCCAACCCGGUCCACCUGACGGGGGGUGCUCCCUGGGACCCCCGGCUCGUCCCACCACCACCACCGCCGCCCAGCUCGGCAUCACCCGCCGUCGGCCAUGCCAACCAGCCCCCCCGCCCCAGCCCGCGCAGGUCAGCAUCCGGGUGGAGACAGAGCUCCAGCGGUCGCUGCUCUCCUACCGCUACCAGCGGCCGCAUAGCGGUAGCGAUAGCAGUAGCGUUGGCGGUAGCCGUAGCACGGUCUCCAGGGUCACCGUCCACCCAGCUUACGACCCCCCUCGCCCCGCUCCUCCAACCGUCCACCCACACACAGACUCCUCUGUCGCGGCGCGGGACAAACACACCCACACACUCGGGGCCACGCAGCGCAUGCGGCGAAAACUGUUCUGUGAGUCCAUCGUGUUAAAGUCACCCUGA